AUGGCCGCUUUCAAAGAUGACCUCCCACCUGUGACCGGCCUCGAGAAGGGUGAAGCCUUUCUCUCUCAACCUGAGCUCACUGUACCACCAAGCCAGGGAAUAGAAGCAUUGAAGGACAUUGCCUUUGGGUCGACAGCAGGAGUACUGGGAAAGUUUGUGGAAUAUCCUUUUGAUACUGUCAAGGUCCGACUUCAGUCGCAGUCAGAACAUCAUGGAGGCACUCGACUGCGGGGCCCUCUUGAUGCAUUUUCUGCUGCGUUCAAGAGUCCAGAGGGUCCUCUUGUGUCCUUGUAUCGAGGAAUCAGUGCUCCCCUACUAGGAGCGGCUAUUGAGACCUCCUCUCUGUUCUUCAGCUACAGGAUCGCCCAAGAUAUCGUGGUUGCGGCGUCUCCAACACUUCGAGCACAACGAGAUCAACAUAAUGGCAAAGUUGAACUUCCUUUCCCCGCCUUACUCGGCUGCGGCGCGGCCUCAGGAGCGUUCACCUCUCUUCUCCUGACACCGAUCGAACUGAUCAAGUGCAAGAUGCAAGUACCCAUCGCUCCCUCUCAUCUGGCCGCAGACUUGGGCUACACGACAACAAGACCCCCAGGACCGAUGGAAUUGAUCCGGGCAGUGUUUCGGAGUCAAGGAAUCUUGGGUUUCUGGCACGGACAACUGGGCACACUGAUCCGUGAAACCGGCGGUUCAGCCGCUUGGUUUGGUUCGUACGAAGGCGUCAAGAUGAUGUUUCGAAAAUACGACACUUCAAUUACUCAAAUUGCAGAUGUCAAGGUCUGGCAACAGAUGGUCGCUGGGGCCGCCGCGGGAAUGUCAUACAACUUUGUUUUUUACCCUGCCGACACGAUCAAGUCGCGAAUGCAAACCAGUUCUACCGAGGGUGUGGGUAUCAAACGGAUGACAUUCGCGGCUACCGGAAGGGCUCUGUGGCAUGAGCAAGGCCUCGCUGGUUUUUAUCGUGGUUGUGGCAUCACUGUCUUCCGCGCUGCUCCUAGCUCUGCGAUAAUCUUCAGCAUCUAUGAGGCCCUGAGACGCUAUUUCGGCUAG
Messenger RNA from Exophiala spinifera, 1047 nucleotides. RefSeq lists its product as uncharacterized. Gene Ontology annotation, molecular function: L-ornithine transmembrane transporter activity. The transcript has a single exon. Gene Ontology annotation, biological process: mitochondrial L-ornithine transmembrane transport. The coding region runs from base 1 to 1047 and encodes 348 amino acids. The record is from RefSeq and is a predicted model, not a curated record. Lineage: Eukaryota; Fungi; Ascomycota; Eurotiomycetes; Chaetothyriales; Herpotrichiellaceae.